AUGACUCGAGACUUAGGCACAACUAAUGGAGCAUGGACCAAUACCUCUGUUCAAGUACACGGGAGAAAGUACAACUUACCUCAACGGCCAACAGUCGUAGUAUGCGUCGAUGGUUUCGACCCCGAAUACCUUCAGGCUGGAAUUGCUGAUGGCAUCACCCCAAAUCUAGCGCGAUUUGUUCAGGAGGGCUUUUCGACCGUCGCUCAAUGUGCCAUGCCGUCCUUCACCAACCCCAAUAAUGUAUCCAUCGUCACGGGAGCACCAACUGCGGUUCAUGGCAUUAGCGGCAACUUUUACCUCGACAAAAAAACAAAGGAAGAGAUCAUGAUUGUCGAUGAUUCACAGCUCCGGGGAACUACUAUAUUGGAACAGCUCUCCAAGAGCCGAGUCCGAGUUGCGGCAGUGACGGCCAAGGACAAGCUCAGAAAAUUAAUUGGCCAUGGCCUCGAUAUCCAAGGUGGCGCACUCUGCUUUUCCGCAGAAAAGGCAAACACUUGCACUCUUUCCGAACACGGUUUGUCCGAUGUCGAGAGGUGGAUCGGCCGUCCAACGCCAUCCCAAUACUCAGGCGACCUGUCGUUGUUCGUCAUGGAUGCCGGUAUCAAGGUUCUCGAGGAAGACAGAGCAGAUUUUUUGUAUCUUACCCUCUCAGACUUUGUUCAACACCACAGUGCUCCCCAGUCCGAGGCUUCGAACGACUUCUACAGGGCAUUGGACAGCCGUCUUGGUAGAUUGGCCGAACUUGGAGCGGUGAUUGCCAUUACUGGCGACCAUGGCAUGAGCGACAAGGCUGAUGAGCACGGAAACCCCAAUAUCUUGUUUCUUCAAGACGCCCUCGAGGAAAAGUGGGGACAAUCAUGUGCCCGGGUGAUCUGUCCCAUAACCGAUCCUUUUGUCAAGCACCAUGGAGCCCUGGGUUCCUUUGUUCGAGUCCACCUUGCUGACGAUCAAAUUGCCAAGCAAGUAACUGCAUUCUGUCAGGCAAUGCCUGCGGUCGAGCUUGCAAUGGAGAGAAAGGCUGCAGCCGAGCUCUUUGAUAUGCCGGCAGACCGCGAAGCUGAUGUGGUCGUGGUGGCCAAAAAGAGCUUUGUGAUUGGCAGUUGUGCGAAAGACCACGAUCUGUCUACCAUUGCCGGCCAUCGUCUGCGUUCACAUGGUGGGCUUUCAGAGCAGAACAUCCCUCUCAUUCUUUCAGUACCAUCGAAGGAGGCCCCUGGAUCGCGUGUCUCGUGGAGGAACUUUGACGCCUUCCACUUGGCGUUGAAUACUGUGUCUGUGUGA
Molecule: messenger RNA, 1281 nt
Organism: Exophiala mesophila
Lineage: Eukaryota; Fungi; Ascomycota; Eurotiomycetes; Chaetothyriales; Herpotrichiellaceae
Product: phosphonoacetate hydrolase
Exons: 1
Coding region: 1-1281 (426 amino acids)
Molecular function (GO): phosphonoacetate hydrolase activity
Source: RefSeq, a predicted model, not a curated record